Messenger RNA from Gossypium arboreum, 1411 nucleotides. Its product is annotated as ABC transporter G family member 31-like. Gene Ontology annotation, cellular component: membrane. Gene Ontology annotation, molecular function: ABC-type transporter activity. The coding region runs from base 753 to 1280 and encodes 175 amino acids. The transcript has 9 exons. NCBI's taxonomy places the organism in Eukaryota, Viridiplantae, Streptophyta, Magnoliopsida, Malvales, Malvaceae. The record is from RefSeq and is a predicted model, not a curated record.
AUUAUUUUACCCAAAAAAAUCAAAAUCCCGGUUGUUACUCCCUCUUCUUCUCAUCCUAAAUCCCCCAAAUAAAAUUUAGCUACUCUUUUGCUCAUUCAGAACUUUUAACUCCAUGCCCAUUGCCAUUUUUUCUACCUCAACCUCGAUUCUUAAACGCCCAAAUUUGGAACCCUACAUUUUUCUCUGCAGAACUUUUCUUAAUCCUUAUUCCGUCUUUGAUUUCGAGAAGCAUAAGUGCAAGCGUCCAGAUGGUAAACGCCACAGCCAUCGUUUCCGCCGAGUCCUCAUUCCAUCCCUGAGUCUUCAAUUGUUUUAACUAUUCCAAUCUCUGAGGCCAACUGUUUCAAUCUCUUCUAUCAAGUCUAUUUACCCUCUCUCCGAUCACUAUUAUGGAGGUGAUCAUCCGUGAUACGGAUCUACACUGGCUUCCCAUAAGGGCAUGGGCACCUCGUUCGCAAGGGCACCAGUGGCCGAUCUUCCGUCAGUGGCAUUAUAGCUACUGUUUUCGACGCUACUGGAUUCCUUGGUCGUUAUCUUAUACAACAACUGGCUAAAAUGGGAUCUCAGGUGUUAGUUCCCUUCAGAGGUUCCGAGGAUAACCCUCGUCAUCCCAAGUUGAUGGGAGAUUUAGGACAGAUACUGCCAAUGAAAUACGAUCCAAGGGAUGAAAAUUCAAUCAAGGCUGUGAUAGCAAAGGCUAAUGAAGAGAGUAUGAGACAAGAAACUUUAGCUUUGAGGAAGUGAACCAUUUCAUGGCAGAACAACUGGCGGUGGUUGCAUUUGUGGCUUUUGUCACGAGCACAAUUUUUUUAAGAACAAAACUGCAUCCGGUAGAUGAGAUUAAUGGCAACCUCUACCUCUCAUGCCUUUUCUUCGGGGUGGUCCAUAUGAUGUUUAAUGGAUUUUCUGAGCUAUCCCUUCUCAUAUUUCGGCUUCCAGUAUUUUACAAACAAAGAGAUAAUCUAUUUCAUCCUGCAUGGAUAUGGUCCAUCGUCAGUUGGAGUAUUCGUGUACCUUACUCUGCUAUUGAAGCUGUAGUAUGGUCUUCUGUUUUAUACUACACUGUUGGUUUUGCCCUUCCUGCUGGAAGAUUUUUCCGCUUCACGUUCACCCAAUUUGUAUUACACCAAAUGGCAGUUAGUCUAUUUCGAAUGUUGGCUUCCCUUGCUCGAGAUUUGGUCGUUGCAAAUACCUUUGGGUCAGCUUCACUUGUAUUUUUGUUGGGUGGAUUUGUUAUACCUAAAGGUAUGACCAAGGUGUUUAUUAGAGCCUGUUUUUGAGGUUUGAAAUCCUUAAGAUUUAUAUUUAUAUUUAUGUUCUGCAAUUUAUGUUGUCUGAAAGUUGUGAUUUAUGAUAUUCGAAUGAUGUAUUUUAAGUUGUUUGAAUGUGUUAAAGAGUUGAUUUAAUACAA